Messenger RNA from Chara braunii, 3863 nucleotides. NCBI's taxonomy places the organism in Eukaryota, Viridiplantae, Streptophyta, Charophyceae, Charales, Characeae. The record is from the annotation of a GenBank genome assembly.
GGGGACUCAGUGUCCAUAGACUUUAUGGACACCCAAGUCAAGAGUAGACAUGGCAAGAGCCAAGUCAUGGUGAUAGUUGAUAGGUUUAGUAAAUACGCAGUUUUCGUUCCCUUGCCUUCAGAKGCUCGUACAGACUURGUAGUACARAAGUUCUUUGACUGCUGGAUUAGUGAAAAUGGGAUCCCGCUGUCAAUAGUUAGCGAUAGAGACAGCCGCUUCACCAGCCAGAACUGGCAAGAACUCAUGAGAGUAUAUGGGUCUAAGUUGUUGAUGUCGUCUGGCCGCCAUCCCGAGACCAAYGGUCAGACAGAACAAAUGAACAAGAUCCUACAGCAAGUUCUGYGCAUGUACAUUAGACCAGAUCAGAUCAAUUGGGAUGAGAUGCUUCCCAAGGUAGCCAAUGCUUACAACAAUAGUGUGCACCUGUCUACGUGCCGCACUCCCAACGAACUGCACAAGUCCUUUAGACCGCGCAGACCGUUUGAGGGAUUUAACCGGGAUCAGAUUCAUAGGCUACCACCCGGUACUCGGGAGUUUGCUAUACAGCACGAGAAAGAGUUAGCCACUGUUGUAGAAAACCUCAGGAAGGCCCAGCACAGAAUGAUAGAGCAAGCCAACAAGCAUCGUCGCCCUUCACAGUUCCAAGUAGGCGACUUAGUCUGGGUCAGUGCUAAAGAGUUUGCUCCUGAGGAUAACAUCUCGCAGAAGUUACUGCCUACGCAUAGAGGACCAUGGCCAGUUCUAGAAGUCAAAGGUGGUGAGGAUGGUCCGUCCUACACCAUUGAGCUUCCACUACACCUCCACACCUACCCAGUUUUCCAUGCGUCAAAGUUGUUGCCGUUCACGGUAAGUGAUCAAUUUCCGUCUAGGCGAUCCAUGAUUCCACCUGACAUGGACGGGAGGUACGACAUUGACGACAUUGUGGGUGAAGAUGUGUUUAGGACGGGAGGGACCGGAGCUGGCGGGGCAAGUAGCUCGAUCAUCUGCUUCAAUUGCAACCAGGCUGGCCACAUGGCGAGAGACUGCCCAGUGGGGAAGGGGCAAGGCACCUUCACCAACAAUGCGAAGUAUUGGCAGUCAAGAAAGGAGAAUGAAGAUAGCAUAAACCGAGUGGUGAGAUGGGCAGAUUACAAGAUGCAGAAGGAAAUGGAGAAAGAGGAGAACAAAAAGGCGGACGAGGAGAGAAGAAGGGUAGAAGCGGAGCGCAGAAAGCAGCAAAUGGAGGAAGAGAGGCGGGAUGAGAAGAUUCGAAGGAUGAUGUUGGAGGAGUGCGACCGAAGAGAUAGGAAAAUUGAGGAGGCGGAGCUGAGAACGAUUGCUGCAGUAUCAAGGGACCUACGGAACUUCCGAGCGGAGAUAAGAACAGAAAUCCAGAUGGCGUUAGCUGUAAACUCCAAGACUCCGAAACGGGAUAGAGAGGCGUUCGCGAACGGACUCGAUACUUACCUUACGGAGGAAGAAGUCCUGACGGAUGAUGGAUCGAAAAUACCACCGAAGAAAGCAAGAGGGAAGCGAAUAGCAAAGAAUUACGCAGCACCGGAUGACUGGGAGGAAGAAUCACGAGUUAUGUCAAGGGCGGACUACGAGAAGAGCCUGAGGCGGAAGGCCAGCACGCCGAUGAAGAACAGCUCGAAGGCUUACAUUGGCAAGUCCAUUAGAGGUGCCGCGGAAAGAUGGUGGGAGCAUGUUAGAUGUACGGAAUCAGGCACGGAAGGUAGGGCACCGCUGCUGUAUAGAUGGCUGAGGAGGUUUAGCUGGAACAAUUAUGUUGUUAUUCCCAUCGCCACUUCAGAAGUUAGUGGGUUGGAAAGCCUGGAAAGGACGCUCAUCAAAAGAUUCUCUCCGUCGCUUAACACCUUAGGGACGGGGAUGAAAGGUAAUCCCAAGAAGAAACCAGGAAGGAGGGAAAGGAGGGCAAAGGGUGGCAAGGAUAGGGUAGAUACGGAGGUAAAGCGGACUCGCGUUAUUGUUUUCCGGACGGGUAGUUACUCACUAGGUAACACUAGCCUACGGAUGAUUCUGGAAUCAGCCUAUAAGGAGGGGAAGAAGCAGAUCCGGAUUAGCAGCGCUUGUGGUCAGUUAGGCGAGAAGCUGUCGGACCUCCGAACUGAAGAUUGCCUCUCGGCAGAGCGGGAUCGACGCUGCGACGCUGACGAAGGGAUAGUCUACGCAGUCAGAAAGAAGUUCAGGGAUCUGCUAAUCACACAAGUGGACAGGAACGCGGGAGACCUCGUGCUGAUGUGUCCAUCGACAUACCAGCACGGUCUGGAUAAACUAUUCUCCUUGAACGUAGCAUAUGAUGAAGUCAGCAGCAGCGAAGCAGUGAUCCUGAAGGAAAUGAAGGUCGACUUUGAGAGCCGGGGACUACACAAGCUGGUAAACUGGAACCCGAAGGGGAAGAUUGGUAACACGUACGUUCUGCCCAAGCACAAGGAUCUAGAGAGAUGGCGGCCCAUUGCGCCCACGUGCAGCGAACCCACGACGACUGGCAGCCGCUGGGUUGCGAGAGCGCUCAACUAUCUACUCGAGAAGCUACCUGGAGCGGUGCAUUUUAACCUCACCGCUACCGCCAGACUCAAGCAAAACCUGAAGAAGGCAGAGACGAAGCUCCAGCAGUACGGCAAGGACACAAUGACUAUCAGUGGAGGUUUCGACAUUAAGGAGAUGUUUACAUCCCUGCCGCACUCAGCGAUCAUGGAAGCGCUCACCUGGCUUCUGGGUGAAUGGGAGAAGAAAGGUUACCAGAGGAUCACGGUGUGCAAGAGGAGGAAGCAAGUCACUCUCGGCAGGAAGACGUAUGGGAAAGGCUACGUCAAGCUGUCCUUCAGCUACAUCCGGAGCUUCAUUUCAUUCGAGCUGCAGCAUACCUACACCAAGUGCAGAGGAAAACUGCUAAGGCAGGUUAUCGGAGUGCCAAUGGGAAAGAACUCUAGCCCCCCACUGGCCUGCAUACUAUGUGCGAAGUACGAGGAAGGUUUCCUGAGAUCGCUGGGAAGCGAUCGGAAGCUUGUCCAUGGGGUAAGGUUCAUGGACGAUGUGAUGUUGGCAGUUGUGUGUAACCGAAGAAAGGGAAGCUCCAUCGGCGAGGCGCGAGAGAUCUUAAGGAAGUUCGAAAGUUGUUAUGGGGAUAAGCUUUCGUUGGUCCUUACGGACGACGGAUCUAAUACCAUAGACUUCGUGGGGUCCAGGCUUACGACUGUGCCUGGGAAGACCCUAUUCUUGGAUAUUGCAACCAAUCAAUUUGUAGGGGAAAUACCUACGACACUCUCGAACUUAGGAAACCUCAACAAUGCGAGGUUUAUGAAUAACUUCUUCAAUGGAACACCUCCGUCUUUGCCAGUUGUUGCUACAAGUUCGGGAUGGGCGCAAGGCAACUGUCUUCUGCAAACAGCUGGAGGGCCGGGUCAGAGGGAUGCGGCAGCUUGCAAUACUCAUUAUCAAAGUCUUGUUGAUGGUUUUGAACCCAUUUAUCAUCGGGCCUAGUCCGUGACCUGAGUCAGCGCCGCCGUCUUCACCCGAAUAGAAUGCCCUGUCCUAAUCGCUGCAUCUGGACUGAAACUUGACUCAGAUACAGCUAUAAUGACCGGGUGUUCUAUUCGGGUGACGACAGUAAUACCGGGAUACGAAGUUCGCGACUGGCCUGACGGUGCUAUUUUGGGCUGUUUUGGACAAGUGUGGUGUCAAGUGUUGAGGGUUAAAGCGAGCAGUAAGGGCGAUAUUCACUUUAUAGGUCGGCAGGAAUAGAUUUUGUUUGUAGGGGUUAGUGUGAACAACUGGACUCCUUCGUUUUGAGUCUCUUUGCCUUGGUUGUAAUGAUUACUGUGGGCCGCACUAUUGCUUCGGAACAAAUGUAGCUGUGCAGG